Molecule: messenger RNA, 3165 nt
Organism: Aureococcus anophagefferens
Lineage: Eukaryota; Pelagophyceae; Pelagomonadales; Pelagomonadaceae
Exons: 5
Coding region: 1-3165 (1054 amino acids)
Source: RefSeq, a predicted model, not a curated record
AUGUACCAGGCCGAGCCCAACGAGGAGGGAGACGCCUGCACGGUCCUGGCGGCGGGCAAGCUCAAGACAAAGCGCGACGAGGUCGGCAAGAACCUGGGGCCCAUGGUCGAGACGCUGCUCGCGGAAGAGGAGCGGCGGAAGGACUCGAGCAUGCCCAUCUGCUGCUGCUUCACGCUGGACAAGGUGGGCCAGUACGAGUUCGGCCCGUUCCGCUGCGCGACGGUGGGCUACCAUCUUUGCAACUUCUGCCCCUGCGCGCGGUCCAUGGCCGGCCACGGGCAGCCCGGCGGCUGCCGACGGUGUCGCGAGGCCGGAACCGAGGCGACCUGCACGCACUGGGACAUGGCGACGCCCGCGACGAAGCAGUACUUCGAGGACCGCGAGAAGGCCUUGGCGGAGCGCGUGGGCACGCUGCCGGACGAGGUCCUGCCGUUCUGGCGGAACAAGGCCGAGGCGACGGAGAUCGCGCGGAAGCUCAAGAUCAAGCUCAAGAGCGGCGCGAAGCUCGAGACCAUCGAGUCGGCGAUCCGCGGCAAAUGCGACUGCCUCACGGUGCGUGGCGCCGACGUGCCGUCGAACAAGCGCCACGUGAACCGCGCGCCGGACACGGCCGUGCUCCGAGACGCGCGUCGAUGGGCGAAGGCGUCGGGCCGGGAGGAGCCGCCGAAGCCUACGACGCCCGAGGCCUGGAAGCAGCUCCGUGACGCCCACCGUGUGCUCCUCGGCGACGCGGAGCGCCUGCUACACGUGCGCCAGGUCCUGAAAUUCUGGGAGCUCCUGAGCCCGCACGACCGCGGUCGACUCGUCUCGCGCGACGGGCACCUCCUCGACGUGACGAAGAUCAUCGAUUGCGCGCUGCAUCUGACGCUUCGAGUGGUCAUCCACACCCUUUCACUUCUUUACAAGAUGCCUCUCCACGCUCAGAGUGGUCUUCUGGCUGCUGAAAUUGGGUCCAGGCUCGACCGCGCGACCGCGGCCAUCCAGACGGGGCUCGAUUCGGCGUCCUUCGCCCACCGCAAGGCAAAGGGGUCCGACGCGGCGGCGUGGAAGGCCGGCACGACGAAGCUGCGGGUCUUCAGUAUGCCGGCGAAGCGCGCUAAAAAGAUAGUAAGAACAUCCUUAAUAUGCAACUCAAAUCGCCAAAUCAUCACCGUCAAGCACGCCAGCAGCGCCGGCGGCGAGACGACGCGCAUCGUGGACGUCGGCGACGGCACGCCGACGAUCAAUGUGUCGCUGCUCGAGCGUGUCGCGGAGGAGCUUCUUCCGGACGACGCGCGACUCCCGAAGGUCAAACUCUUCCUCCAGGAGCUCAUCUUCGUGCUCCACAUCGUCAACACCAAGUCCUGGGAGACGGACCCGAGCAUGCCCGCGACCUUCCAGGGCCACGCCGACGCCAUGGGCAAGCUCAUGGUCGAGAUCUGGGGGCCCGAGAGCAUCACGCCCUACUUCCACGACAUCAUCGCGGGGCACCUGCGCGACAUGAUGGAGCUCUACGGCCCGCUGUACCGUCACCAGAACGAGGGCCAGGAGCGAUUCAAUGGCCGCCUGACGGGCCGCAAGAAACGCCACUCGCAGAACGGCGGCGCGUGCAACCGCGGCGCCGAGCUCCGCGCGUCGCGCGGUGCGACGGUCGGCAAGUGCGACUCGAUCGGGACCUGGGCCGGCCGCUUCGCGCUCCGGAGCGCCGGCCGCGCCGACAGCGUCCUCGACGCGGCCACGGAGCGCCGGCGCGAGGAGCGCCGCGACGGCGCCGCCGCGCGCGGGGCGCGCCGCCGCGUCGCGCUCGCGGCCCAACGCGCCGCCCGCGCCGAGGUCCACCGCGCGAACCGCCGCGACUCCGAGUCCGACUCCGAGUCCGACGACGAGGACUUCGACGCCGAGCUCGACGACAGCAGCGACGACUUCGAGUCGGAGCCGGAGGACUCCGACUCGCGCAGCUGCUUCGAGAACGAGUGGCGGAACCUCGGGAUCUCCGCCCAGUUGUACCACGACGUGUCGUCGGAGUCGCGGUCCUCGGGCGGCGGCGGCUGCACGCGGACCCUGCGUCUUGUUCGGCUUCCGGCAACCGAGCGGCGGCGUGACCGCGUCGUCCUUCGCGUCGGCCGUCUCGGGCUCCGUGGGCUCCUCCAGGGGCGUCGACCCGUCGAAGACAUCGUGCCCGACGACGGCAUUGAGCGUCCAGGCCACGCACUCGUCCGUGUCGUCGGCCCGUUCGGGAUCCUCGAAUCCGACCUCCGUCGACUCGCUUCCGUCGAGCAGGCUCGCCUUCACGCCCACGUUCCAGAGCGAGCCCAGGGCUCCGGUCACGUCCUCGAGCUGCGCGUCGCUCGUCAGGUUGAUCGUCUGGAUCGUCGUAGAGGCGCCGCGCCGGACGUUCAUGACGUCGUCGGGGCGGAGAUACCACUUUUUGCUCUCUCCGCUCGUCUCCACGCAGUGCGUGAGGGCCGCGCCGCCGUCGUCCGCGCAGCCGACGAGGCGCUUGAUGAUGUCCCAGUCCAUGGCGUCGAUGACGAGCUUCUUGGUCGCGUAGCCGAUGCCCGUCGUACAGGACCGCCACCGCAAAACCUUCGACGUGCGCGAGAGCAGCAGCGUUGGCCGGCCCAUGAGCCGGCCGUGCUCGCCGUCCUCGGGCCUCGCGGCCCAUUUGCCCGCGGGCACGGUCCUCCCGGAGACGCGGUCGAUGACGUAGACGUCCUUCAGGCCGUUGAGCGGCACGCCGAUGUGCUCCGUGGCGUGGGCGACGACGAUGAUGUCCUCGAUGUUCAGCUUCGCGGGCGCCGGCGCCCCAUCCGUCGGCGUCGCGGUCCGCGGAGCCGGCUCGUACUUGCGCACGAGGAUGUAGUCCUCGUCGCGCCUCGCGCGCUGCACGGCGGGCUGGAGGUUCUUGGGGAUGAGCUGGUAGGGCGCGAUGUCCUCGACGCGGCCCAGGACGCCGUCGCGGCACCGCACGCUCUCGCCUCGCAUGAUCAUGUCGCCGAGGUGCGGCACGAGCACGACCUUGCCGCUCCCGCUGUCGCUCGCGCGCCGCUUCGAGGCGGCCUCGCGCGCGCCCGCAGGACGGGACCGCUUCCCCUUCCCCAUGGCGUCGAGGCAGCCCAGCCUAUUACGAGCCGCACCUCAACGGUGGGGCUCCCUCAGCUCUCGGACGAUUGGGUCGUUGUGUAG